UUUUUUCAACAUCCGGGUCACGUUAGCAAGGAGCCGUUGUCUGUUAGCUUCCUUGUGCGAGAGAAAGGCCGGUGAAAAUGCAAACAUUUGUGAUGAAUGUCGCUUUAUUCUCGUCUCUGCAGGUGUUCCUGUCGCUGUCGUGUUUUCAGGGUGUCGCCAACGCGGCCAGCGGCAGAGGGUUUGGUGAUAACAUCCACUGGAGGACGCUGGAUGAUGGCAGGAAAGAAGCGGAGGCCAGUGGGCUUCCAAUCAUGGUCAUCAUUCAUAAGAGCUGGUGUGGAGCCUGCAAAGCCCUGAAGCCCAAAUUUGCUGAGUCGACAGAGAUCUCCGAACUUGCCCACAACUUUAUUAUGGUCAACCUGGAGGAUGAGGAGGAACCAAAAGAUAAUGGCUUCAGCCCCGAUGGUGGAUAUAUUCCUCGGAUUCUUUUCCUUGAUCCCAGUGGACAGGUCCAUCCUGAAAUCACUAACAAAAACGGGAAUCCCAACUACAAGUACUUCUACAGCAGCGCAGAGCAAGUUGUGUCUGGUAUGAAGGAGGCGCAGGAGAAGCUGACGGGCGACGCCUACAAGCGGGGCCACACUGGAGACGAGCUGUGAGGAGGCAGCGCUGGGCGUCAGGCUGUAAGGGCUACACUUCCUCUGCCUGAGCUUCAGAGCACACGCGGCCUCCAAGGAGCCCUUUCUCCACCAUGCACCUACUUUAGACAGCAGACGCCAUCUUACUGACCAAACCAAGCUGACAGGUAACAGGUAUCGGUGCUGAAGUAUUUGUCCUGGAGUUUUUCCUAAACUACUACUCAUUUUCCUGUCUUUGUUUUAAAAUGUGUGAAUUUCAGGUACUGUUAAUGAAAUGCCAUAUACUGUAUUUACUGACUGUAGAGGAUAUAAUUAACUGCAAAUAGUAUCUUUAGUAUGCCAAGUUUUUACCACCUAUGUAAAAUGCCUUGUUUGUCGUUAGACAACCAUGAAGUCUUUCAGUAUGAGAAGUAGUGUUCAGCCCGAUCACCAGUUUAACAUCCACUAAUGUGCUUCCAAAGAUCCUCUACAGUACUUUAUCUGUGACGAUGCUCACCGUGCACUAUGGGAGGUUUGUACUUCAACUUUCUAAUAUACACUGUCUUUACGUAUUAAUCUUAAUCUAGACAUUUAAUCUCUACAUACUUAUCUGUAACUUGUUUUGCUGCUCGUGUUGUGAUGCCACUGUUUCUUGGGUUUCUUUUUUUUGUUCUUUCAAUGAGGGAUGGAAACGUUGGUUAAGUGUCUUGAUGUAUUUUGUACAUGUACACGGUAAAGUGUGCAAAUAAAGUAUAUUGUAUUGAA
Molecule: messenger RNA, 1322 nt
Organism: Betta splendens (Siamese fighting fish)
Lineage: Eukaryota; Metazoa; Chordata; Actinopteri; Anabantiformes; Osphronemidae
Gene: txndc12
Product: thioredoxin domain containing 12 (endoplasmic reticulum)
Exons: 7
Coding region: 78-599 (173 amino acids)
Cellular component (GO): endoplasmic reticulum
Source: RefSeq, a predicted model, not a curated record